Molecule: messenger RNA, 2182 nt
Organism: Myxocyprinus asiaticus (Chinese sucker)
Lineage: Eukaryota; Metazoa; Chordata; Actinopteri; Cypriniformes; Catostomidae
Product: V-set and immunoglobulin domain-containing protein 2-like
Exons: 6
Coding region: 618-1493 (291 amino acids)
Source: RefSeq, a predicted model, not a curated record
UGGUUGAGAUCCUGGACGAGUCCCCAAUUUAUGUUACGACCUGUGUAGGAUUAGGAGGAAACACAAACACUUCUCUUUUUCUAUUUAACACAACUAAAACUAGAGUAAGUAAAGGCCAAAAAAUGGCCAGUAAAUUAGAAUCUUUCUAAUAAUUUUCAUGAGAAAAAGGCAAAAAUGAUAAGAAAUCAAAUAAUAUUUAUGGUUAAAGUUGCCGUGUUUAGCCACACCUGCCUACCCUUCUAGAAAGCACAAUCUGAACUUUGUUGUGCCAACUGUUAGUCAGAGCCAUCCUGUCAUGAGCUGCUACUUAUCUCUGCACAAGUGCAAGGAAAACAAAAUAUUCAGUGUAUAAUGGCGUUUGGUCAGACAGUGCUGACAUUGUGGAUUUUGAUCCAGUACUUUGGUGAGUAUAUCAUUUCUAUCAUUCAUGUAUAAAUAUAUUCCAAAUUAGUUUCUGAUGUAUCGCUGUUUCUUUUAUAACUAACUGCAAAUAUUAUGGAGUUUAUUGGGAUUAUGAUGUUACUGAGUUUCUUACCAAAGCUUUACAAGGCAUUGAAUGUACCUUCAAAUGUUCCCUUUGUCUUUGAUCAGACAUAGUGAGGUCAUGGCAAGCGGUUAUGGUAAAGCCUUCUGUGUUUGUUCGGUCUGGGUCUUUAGCCGAGCUUUCCUGCACGUAUGAUACACACGCCACAGAGGGUUUUACUCUGGAGUGGCGCUACUCUGCUCCUGGAAUGCCUGCUGUCCAAGCAAAGAGGGUGUUAUACUACAAUGGAAGGCUGUACUGGGUGAACUCCUGGGAGGGAAGGAUGACUCUAGUGCAGAACCCUCCAGUGAAGGGUGUUGCCUCUGUCAAAAUCAUCAAUGCUCAGUCCUCAGAUGCUGGCCUGUAUAUAUGUGAGGUCACCAACCCGAGUGACUGGUCCGGCAGUGGACAGGGUCUAAUCAACCUCACUGUGCUUGUGCCCCCAUCCAAGCCAGUCUGUCAACUACAGGGAAACACCUAUAUGGGGAAUGAUGUCACUCUGAGUUGCCAGUCCUCUCAGGGUCUCCCCACACCUAUUUAUUCAUGGCACAGAGAGCAGAAUGCAGCCCCAUUACUGCCAGACAGUUGCAUAGAAGAUCAGCGCACUGGUUCUCUGAUGUUACACAACCUGUCUGAUGCCUUCACUGGAACCUACACCUGUAGAUCCUCUAAUGAGCUUGGCCAGUCAGCAUGCAGCAUAAUUCUCAGAGUGGCACAUGGGGAAACCGCGGCUGUUAUCGGUGCUUUAGUGAUGGGAAUCUUUCUUGUUCUUCUGCUAAUUGGAGCAGCAGUCGCUUAUGUGAUCUGCAACAGGAAGAAGCAACUGAAGAAAACAUAUUCCAGUGAGCUUAGUCAGGUGAACAACAAUUCAAUACCUCAUCAGCAGACUGAAGGAAAUCAACCUACUGGCCAGUCGGUUACUGAGGAACAGAUGGACUUGAAGGUCUCCCACUUCAGUCCACUUGUUUAGAUUUAUCGCCCUGCCUUGUUUCAUAAAAUUUCCUAUCAGCAACUCUUAUACAUCUGUGGCUUGUUUGCACUAGCUUACUUUUUGUUAAGCAGAAAGUAAAAAUACAUUGUUUUUAGUUAAACUUUUAUUUGUUAUUCUAUAUUUUAUUCAACACUACUUUUACCGAUGAAUUAAAGACCCUAUGAAAUGGCUUGACAAGUAGUUUUCUUUCCUGUGUUGACGUAUUUGUUUUUGAAACAGGAAGUUUGCUUGGGAUAUAUCGAAGGGCUCUUCCCUUAAAAAAACAAAAAAAAAAAGACAAUAAUUUAGUUAUGUCACAGCCAUAAACUGUUUUUUCUACUUGCAAGUCUGUUGCAAAGGGACAUUCUCCUUCUAAAAUGCAUUUGAUUGGACAAAAAUAUGUAUAGUGCACGAUGAGUUAUCAAUAUUUUUGGUCCAUUUUUCCAAAAGAGAGAAGACUGUACAUUUUAAAUGCUUAUACCGAUUAAAGGGAUAGUUCACCCAAAAAUGUAAAUUCUCUCAUAAUUUACUCACCUUCAUGCCAUCCCAGAUGUGUAUGACUUUCUGUCUUCGGCUGAACACAAACAAAUAUUUUUAGAAGAAUAUCUCAGCUCAAUAGGUCCAUACAAUGCAAGUGAAUGGUGACCAGAACUUUGAAGGUCCAAAAAUCACAUAAAGGCAGCAUAAAA